CUGUCAACGGGCAGGACGUCGCGCGCGCGCCGCUCGCACAGGCCGUCCAAGCCAUCAAGAGCGCGCCAAAAGGUGAGACCUGUGUGCGCGUGCAGCGUGUUCGUGUGUGUGGGUCACACCGCCUGGCGGCCGGCGCCCGGCGACCGCCUCGUCUCUGUCAACGGGCAGGACGUCGCGCGCGCGCCGCUCGCACAGGCCGUCCAAGCCAUCAAGAGCGCGCCAAAAGGGACAGUGACGAUUGGAGUGGCGAAACCAUUGCCUUGCAGUACUGUUGUGGGUGGUGAAAAGGCAAACGGUCACAGCAUGCACAGCAGUCAGGAAUGCGUGAACUCCGUUGCUUCAGACGAUCACACUGGCAUGGAUUCUUUUCACGAGUGCCUUCAAGAAUAUGGAGAAGGAAUUGAAGUUAUUCAAAUUUGUUUAGAGCCAGAGGAGUCAUCAAUCAAAGACGACGAACUAUCCGCAUUAUGUGACAUCAGCUUCGAUGAUUGUUAUAAGAAAGCAAACAAAUUAGACGAUUUUAUUAAGAAAGACAAACCGCAUACAGAACAAUAUAAUGGUACAACGGAGUAUAAGUCUUCCAAAUCCGAAGAAUCCUUGGAUGACCAAGACGACGAUAUGACAAUAACCGAGGACGAUGUCUUAGUUUCACCGAGAGAAUUAAAUAUAAGAAGUAAAUCUGCAGACAGAAAAGAGACAUGUGGAAGCAGAAGUCUUUCUAAACAAAAUAGUAAGGACUUAUCUACCUCCGAUGAAAUGGUUUUCGCUGUAACACCUACAGGCUUAGAAAGAAUAAGUUAUGAAAAGUAUUGGAAAGAGAGCGAUGUAGCGGAUGCUAAGGAAGAAACGUUACAAAAGGUAAAAAGUGAUGAAAGCUGGAAAGAGUGCUUGAAUUCGCCUACGGAUGAAACGAGUAGCUUUUAUGAUGCAACCACAAGAAUAUCCGUCCAAGAACAAAAUAAUACAUUAUUGUACAUAGAUCAUGAAAUAGACGGCUAUGAAACGUGUCUCGACGACGACUCAUCAUCCUUGAAGUGUACAGAAAAAAACGGCUAUAAAAUCAACGGAGAUCGGGAGAUCAAAGAGUUGAGUAAACAAGAUAAAAUAGCUAAUAGAAACAAAGACAACGAUGCAUGUGCCAAAACAAACUACGCUCAGAGCAUUGCCAAUGACGAAGAUGAAUUAUCGUAUUACACGCGCCCUUACGUUCAAGAACAUAUUAUAAAACAAAUGAAAUCAUUGAGAAUAGAGCCACUUAAUGUUAAUAUUAGCAAUAAAAAAGUAAGAAAACGAAGUCCGACUAAACCGUCCAAAAAUGAACGCAGAUGCAUCGAAUACUACAACGAUCAAGACGAGUGCUUAAAAGAAAUACGCAAGAAAAAGCGAGAGGAGGAAGAGAAAAGGUACAAGGAAGAAUGUAAGAAAAUAUUUAAUAUAAAUUUAGCGACAAUGGAAAAGAAAAUAAUGAUGAAAAAGCAAGACCCGAGUGAAGAAUCAAUGGACUUAGAAAAUAAUUAUGUACCAGGGUGCCAUAAGUGUUUCUUAGAAAAUUAUGCGUAUGCUAUUACAAAGGCGUACUUCGCUGAAGCCAAUGCCUGCAAGUAUUGUGAGGUCAUCAGGAAGAUGCUUGAACCUCCAAAGAAAAUUCCAGAUAGGAGAAUGUCGGCACCCGCAAUAAUUAAUGUAGAGAGUACAGGAUCCGAAACAGAAGAAGACGAUUUAUUAGCUGUACCAGUGGUGAAGGGCAGGCGGAAAUCAGCUGGACCUUUGACUUCUUUAGUGCCUUCUAGAAGACCAAGUCACGUCGCCCACCCAAACAUGACAGUGACCGUCUCAUCUGACCGCCACAGUGUUGGUGCUCAACGCUGGGGUCCACCGCGCUCUGUCACGUUAAAGAGAAGCCCUGGAGCUCCACUAGGUGUGAGCAUUGUCGGUGGAAAGGUCGAUAUAAUACCAAAUCAAAACACUGCAAAUGGUGAUGACAAAGCAAUUUUCGGCAUCUUCAUCAAAAAUGUUGUCCCCAACAGCCCUGCUGGACUCUGUGGGCAAUUACAGACUGGAGACAGAAUCCUAGAAGUGGAUGGUGUUUGUGUUAGAACAGCGCAGCACGAGCGUGCCGUGCAGCUCAUUAAAGCUGCUGGUAACACUGUCACUCUCACCGUACAGAGCUUGGUAGCCUGGAACACCGAUUCGUCAGAUGUAGAAGCUUCACCGCCAGCUCCGCCACGAAAACCAUCACAUAAGAAAUAUCCGGCGCCAAAAGCGACUGAUCGAGCUCCCAAACAUGAUAUAAAGAUAACAGUGACAUCUGAAGCAGGCACAGAGAAAGAAGGUGAAAUAGAUGCAGAAAAAGAAACAAAAGAAAAAGGGUCUUCCGAAACAGAAGCUUCGAAACCAGUCUACUCAGAUUCUGAUAGCAGUGAUGAAGAGGACGAACGAGAAUUGGGCGGAAGAACGUACUCGGAGAAAGGAGUUGAAAUUGAUCGAGCUUCUGCCGGAGCAAUCAAACGGACUCGAGAAGAGAAAGAAGCGGAUCCAGAAGAAGAAGAUGACUUCGGUUACACUACAAAUAAAAUCCGAAAGAAGUAUGCAUCACUCGGAGACAGCGUCGUUGUGGUUAAAUUGGAGCGGACCCCGAAAGCCGGUCUCGGUCUCAGUCUGGCCGGGCAUCGAGACCGCAGCAAGAUGGCGGUGUUCGUGUGCGGUAUGCACCCGGCCGGAGCGGCCGCGAAGGCCACGCCAGCUGUUAAAGUCGGCGAUGAAAUCUUGGAGGUGAACGGCAUAGUGCUGCACGGCAGGUGUCACCUCAACGCAUCCGCUAUCAUCAAGGGCCUCGUGGGGCCUGUGUUCAAGAUCAUCCUGCUCAGACGAAAAUCAGCCUUGGAAGAUGUCGCUGUGAAACCACUACAACCGGCACAGUUUCCAGUCGCUUUAGAAGAAGAGUCGGAGGAUCGGUUUGCUGGAUACAAAGGCGUUCGCGACAUUACUAUCAAGAAGGGUCCGUCCGGUUUAGGCAUCAUGAUAAUAGAAGGUCGGCACCAGGAGGCCGGUCGUGGGAUAUUCGUGUCGGAUCUACAAGAGGGUAGCGCAGCGGAACAGGCUGGUCUGCAAAUUGGUGACAUGAUUUUAGCCGUCAACAGGGAUUCCUUAUUAAGCUGCAGUUAUGAUGCCGCGGCCGCCAAACUGAAACAGACAGAAGGCGUGGUCAUAUUAACAGUAUGCAGUCCGAAUAUGAAGGAUCCAGAUAAAGAAGACCCCUCAGGCACCUCAGGGAACCAAACUCCAGACGCACUAUCCGCUGGCGCUUCCCGACCGCAGACACCAAGGCCCUCGCCUGCAAAAGCGGAACCACCUCCCGAUCCAGCGACAGCUCAGGUAGUGCCCAACCAAGAGAUGGUGAUCGAGAUCAACUCGGCGAAUGAGAAUCUCGGAGUUAUCCUUUUGGGCGGAAGUGAUACCUUGAUCAACGGGGCAGCGGCGGUUAUAUUAGACAUUUAUAAGAACGGAGCUAUAGACAAAGAUGGCCGGCUUAAAGUUGGCGAUCAGAUUCGUGAGUGCAACGGUAUAGCAAUCACCAACAAAAUGGCGCAUGAGAGAAUUUGCUUGAGCAUAAAACUGCGUGCUGCGAAGUUAAAGCUGACAGUGUUCCGCCCCGAGCCGAUCCAGUACGAUGAAGUGGAAGUGGAGUUGUCCAGGAAAAGUGGUCGCGCCUUGGGCCUGGCGUGUGUGGCGCCCGUACAGGGUAGCGGCGUGUACAUCGGCGAGCUGCUUCCCGGAUCCCCGGCGGAAGUUGACGGUAGACUCCAAAAGGGAGAUUUCUUGGUAGCAGUCGAUGGCAAAGACGUAUCCAGUGCGGAUUACUUAGGAGCCGCAACUGCACUGAAGCUCUGCGGGAACAAAAUCAAAAUCAAAGUGAAAAGGUUCAAAAUUAUUAGCAAAUAA
Parnassius mnemosyne (clouded apollo) is the source of this 3942-nucleotide messenger RNA. The record is from the annotation of a GenBank genome assembly. Lineage: Eukaryota; Metazoa; Arthropoda; Insecta; Lepidoptera; Papilionidae.